AUGACCCAGUCGGUGGUGGUGCAGGUGGGACAGUGCGGGAACCAGGUGGGAUGCCGUUUCUGGGACCUGGCGCUGCGGGAACACGCCGCCGUCAACAAGAAAGGAAUUUAUGAUGAAGCCUUAAGCAGUUUCUUUAGGAAUGUAGAUACAAGAAGUGGUGAUAAUGGUCCUGAUAUUUACAGAGGAAAAAUCUGCUCUUUAAAAGCACGAGCGCUGUUGAUUGACAUGGAGGAGGGUGUGGUAAAUGAAAUUCUACAGGGACCAUUGAGGGAUGUGUUUGAUAGCAAGCAGCUUAUCACAGAUGUUUCUGGUUCAGGAAACAACUGGGCUGUAGGUCAUAAGAUAUAUGGCUGUCAGUACCGGGAAAGCAUAAUGGAAAAGCUGAGAAAAACUGCUGAACAUUGUGACUGUCUACAGUGUUUCUUUAUAAUUCAUUCCAUGGGAGGUGGGACAGGAUCUGGUCUUGGAACUUUUGUACUAAACUUGCUUGAGGAGGAAUUCCCAGAAGUAUAUAGAUUUGUUACUUCAGUUUAUCCCUCUGGUGAAGAUGAUGUUAUUACUUCUCCAUAUAACAGUGUUCUGGCUAUGAAGGAACUUAAUGAACAUGCAGACUGUGUGCUACCAAUAGAGAAUGAAUCUCUGUUUGAGAUAGUUAAUAAAAUUCAUCAGAUGAUCAAUUCUGGGAAGUUAGGAUCAGCUGUGAAGCCAAACAGCUUGGUAACAUCAAGUGCAGGCAGUGCAAAAACAGUACCUGAGAAGCCAUUUGAUGCAAUGAAUAACAUCGUAGCCAACUUGCUGCUGAACCUGACCAGCUCUGCUAGAUUUGAAGGUUCCCUAAACAUGGAUCUUAAUGAAAUCAGCAUGAAUUUGGUUCCAUUUCCUCGACUUCAUUAUUUGGUUUCAAGCUUGACUCCUCUGUAUACACUGGCAGAUGUUAAUGUUCCAUCUAGAAGGUUGGAUCAGAUGUUCUCAGAUGCGUUUAGCAGAGAUCAUCAACUAAUUCAAGCAGAUCCAAAGCACAGCCUCUACCUGGCCUGUGCACUUCUUGUUCGAGGAAAUGUGCAGGUUUCAGACCUUCGCAGAAAUAUUGAAAGGUUGAAGCCUUCUCUGCACUUUGUCUCUUGGAAUCAAGAGGGCUGGAAAACUGGUUUGUGUUCAGUACCUCCUGUGGGUCAUUCCCAUUCCCUUCUGGCUUUAGCAAACAACACCUGUGUAAAACCGACUUUCAUUGAACUCAAAGACAGAUUUAUGAAGCUCUACAAGAAAAAGGCUCACCUUCACCAUUAUCUGCAAAUAGAUGGGAUGGAGCAAAGCUGUUUUUCAGAAGCUGUAUCCUCUUUGUCUGACCUAAUAGAAGAGUACAAUGAAUUGGAUGCUACAAAGGGUGGGCCUAGAAUAGAUGCUUCAAGACUGAAGAUAGCUGUUUAAAGAAGGAAGAACUGAUUUAAAAAACAAUAACAACAAAUAAGCACUUUCCCUAAACAUCCAGCCACUUCAGUUAACCAGAAUGACUUCCAACUUGUCUGGCUAUUGUAAUUCCAAAGUGGGACCAGCAGAACAGCUUCCUUUCCUCAAGAGUGGUCAUUAGGUGGGGAGCCAUGCCUGUGAGAAAGAUUUAAAGGCACCUAAUUGUGGCUGGUAUCAGUAAGGACAGUAAUCCUAACUGUGGAGUAAAUUGACACACAAUAUGCUGUGAAGAAUAGGAGGAGAGGUUGCAUGUAGCAGCCAAAAAUGUAAUUGUUUUCUCAGACUUUCAACUUCCAGUAAACUAAAGGUUGGUCUUGCUUCAAGGAAGGAUUACCAUUGCUAGAUUUAGUUUUUAACAAGCAACUACGAAGAGAAGAAAAGCCCAUGUAGUCUUUUCAAAGAUGAAAGCAAGUCUCUAAUGAAACUGCUUUCUUACACUUUGCAGCAGACAUUUCAGAAUGCUCUAAGCUAUGUUUCUCAUUUUGGUAU
Messenger RNA from Melospiza georgiana, 1956 nucleotides. It is a transcript of the gene TUBE1, whose product is annotated as tubulin epsilon 1. The transcript has 12 exons. The coding region runs from base 1 to 1428 and encodes 475 amino acids. Gene Ontology annotation, cellular component: microtubule; cytoplasm. NCBI's taxonomy places the organism in Eukaryota, Metazoa, Chordata, Aves, Passeriformes, Passerellidae. Gene Ontology annotation, molecular function: structural constituent of cytoskeleton; GTP binding. Gene Ontology annotation, biological process: microtubule cytoskeleton organization; mitotic cell cycle. The record is from RefSeq and is a predicted model, not a curated record.